AUGCUGAUGGCCAAUCCGGACGCCAAAUGCGUUCCUGAGAAAGGCGAGUGCGACAAAACCGUGUUCCAUCGUUGCUGUGACAAGCUAGUCUGUGAUCUGGAACGGCCGGGCAAAGGAGUUUGUAUCGAAUGUUAUCCGGACAAUCACCUUUGCAUGAAGGACGAUGAGUGUUGUAGCAAGCAGUGCAAGCUAUUCAAAUGCAAACCGAAACCAGCUGUCUAA
This is a messenger RNA of Echinostoma caproni, 222 nucleotides long. The record is from the annotation of a GenBank genome assembly. NCBI's taxonomy places the organism in Eukaryota, Metazoa, Platyhelminthes, Trematoda, Plagiorchiida, Echinostomatidae.